AUGUCUGAGGACCAAAGCAAAGCCAGCAACACCGCCCCCUCUCAUCAGGGCCAAGCAGAUGCACAAUCGUCCUUUCCUGCAUCUCACUACUCUGCAAUCACAGGCUACAACGUAUCUUCCGUGUACGUCGGAAACCCCGAUGGGCCUGGGCACGUUGAAUUGGAAUCUCUGCCUUGGGACCAUGCUUCUCGUUUCGGACACGAGUUUUACCUGGCAGGACCGGAUGGAAAGCUAUCACGGGCGACUAGGGGUUGA
Molecule: messenger RNA, 255 nt
Organism: Cryptococcus amylolentus CBS 6039
Lineage: Eukaryota; Fungi; Basidiomycota; Tremellomycetes; Tremellales; Cryptococcaceae
Exons: 1
Coding region: 1-255 (84 amino acids)
Source: RefSeq, a predicted model, not a curated record